Miniopterus natalensis is the source of this 2830-nucleotide messenger RNA. NCBI's taxonomy places the organism in Eukaryota, Metazoa, Chordata, Mammalia, Chiroptera, Miniopteridae. The record is from RefSeq and is a predicted model, not a curated record.
GCCACACAGGCUUCUCAUUGUAUCUACCCCUAGGACCAAGGGAGGACCAUCCUGGGACCUUGCUGCUGGAAGGUUGAGGUCCUCAGCUUCUCCUCCUCCAUCCUCUCUCCUCUGCCGUCCCAUCGUCUUCUGCCUCACAAGCAUCACCCCUUGAAUCUUCUUGCAUCCUUGUCUGUCCCAUUUCUCUCCCUGCUCUGAACUUCUUCCAUCUCUUCGGCUUCUUUCUUUGGCUUUGGCCCACUCGGAAGAAGGGCCUCUCAUCCAGGCCUGGUGGCUCAUGACUGUCCCCCCCAUCAGCCAUGAGUAUUAUGACCCAGCGGAGUUCAUGGAGGGCGGCCCGCAGGAGGCAGACCGUGUGGACGAGCUGGAGUAUGAGGAGGUGGAGCUAUAUAAAGCCAGCCACCGGGACAAGCUGGGCCUGAUGGUUUGCUAUCGCACCGAUGAUGAGGAGGACCUGGGCAUCUACGUUGGAGAGGUGAAUCCCAACAGCAUUGCAGCCAAAGAUGGCCGAAUCCGAGAGGGAGACCGAAUUGUCCAGAUAAACGGUAUGGACGUCCAGAACCGGGAAGAGGCGGUGGCCAUCCUGAGCCAGGAGGAGAACACCAACAUCUCCUUGCUGGUGGCCCGGCCUGAGAGCCAGCUGGCAAAGCGAAUGAAGGACAGUGACCGGGACGACUUCCUGGAUGACUUGGACUCACAGAAUGAGGGGAAGUUGAAAUCCCCCCCUGCCCAGCAGCUUGGAAAAGAAGAGGAGCAAGGGGCCCCUGAAGUGGGCCCAGGCCUGAGCAACAGCCAGGAGCUGGACAGUGGGGUGGGUCGGACUGAUGAGAGCACCCGCAAUGAGGAGAGCUCUGAGCACGACCUGCUGGGGGAUGAGCCCCCAAGCACCACCAACACACCUGGGACCCUGCGAAAGUUUGGCCUGCAAGGGGACGCCCUGCAGAGCCGGGACUUCCACUUCAGCAUGGACUCCUUGCUGGCUGAGGGGGCUGGGCUGGGGGUUAGUGAGGUCCCUGGCCUCACUGAUGAGGAGUAUGAGCGCUACAGGGAGCUGCUGGAAAUUAAGUGCCACCUGGAGAAUGGCAACCAGUUGGGCCCCCUCUUCUCCCGGGCCUCCAGUGGCAACAGUGCCCUGGACGUCAACCGCAAUGAAAGCCUGGGCCACGAGAUGGCCAUGCUGGAGGAGGAGCUACGGCACCUGGAAUUCAAGUGCCGCAACAUUCUGCGGGCGCAGAAGAUGCAGCAGCUGCGGGAGCGCUGCAUGAAGGCCUGGCUGCUGGAGGAGGAGAGCGUCUAUGAGCUGGGGGCCAGUGAGCCCAAGAAGCGUGAGCUGUCUGACAUCUCUGAGCUGCCUGAGAAGUCUGACAAGGACAGCACCAGUGCCUACAACACAGGGGAGAGCUGCCGAAGCACCCCGCUGCUCACUGAGCCUCUGCAGGAGAGCCCCGUGAGGCGGGCUGCUGCUGUCAACUCCAACUUGAACCAGACCCCCUCUGGCCCCACUGUCGUCACCCACUCCAAGGCAGCUCCUUCACAGGGGAGCCCUGCCAAGUUCCGAUCCCUCUCCCGGGAUCCUGAGGUGGGCCGGAGACAGCACUCAGAGGAGCGUGUCCGCCGCAGUCCCAAGAUGGGGGUGACCCUGGAGCGUGUGGGUCCCGAGAUCAGCCCUUACCUCUCUAGGCGCCACCGAGGCCAGGGCCAGGAGAGUGAGCACUACCAAAGUUGUGUGCAGCUGGUCCCUCCACACUGCCUGGAGGAUCUGGGCCAUGGCCCCUUGAGUUUGGCCGGUGGUCCUCGGGUGGGUGGAGCAGUCGUGGCAGCCACCGAAGUGCCCCGCAUGGAGUGGAAAGUCAAGGUGCGCAGUGAUGGAACCCGGUAUGUGGCCAAGCGGCCUGUGCGUGAUCGCCUCCUAAAAGCCCGGGCCCUGAAGAUCCGGGAGGAGCGCAGUGGCAUGACCACAGACGAUGACGCUGUGAGUGAGAUGAAGAUGGGCCGUUACUGGAGCAAGGAGGAGCGGAAGCAGCACCUAAUCCGGGCCCGGGAGCAGCGGAAGCGGCGUGAGUUCAUGAUGCAGAGCCGGUUGGAGUGCCUGAGGGAACAGCAGAACAGCGACAGCAAGGCUGAGCUCAACAUCAUUGCCUUGAGCCACCGCAAAACCAUGAAGAAGCGGAAUAAGAAGAUUCUAGAUAACUGGAUCACCAUCCAGGAGAUGCUGGCCCACGGCACUCGAUCAGCUGACGGCAAACGGGUCUAUAACCCUCUGCUCUCGGUUACCACCGUCUGAGCCACCCAGAUGGGAGCCAGCUGCACUACAGGGCGGGCCCUCUGCCCCAGCCCAGGUCCAGUGAGCCUCCAGGAGCCCCAUCCCCUACUCUCCCUUAGAAUCUAGUGUGUCUGUGUGUGCACAGGUGUGCGCACCCCUGUCUUUGUAUUUGUGCACAGGACUUUGUUACCAGAGAGAAGCCCCUGAGGAGCAUGGGCAUCCCUUCAGUUGUGUGCACGUGUGUGCGAAACAUGAGCCCAGGCACAUGCACAUGAAUACACUCACACAUACUCCUCCAGAGCUCUCUCAGUGUGGGUACUUGGGGACAGGGAAGUUGAGCUGAAAAGGAGAGGUGAAGAGGAUUGUCCUAAGCACAAGAGAAUGUCCAGCUUCCGAGCUGAGCAGUCUCCUCCUGCUGGGAGCCUCCACUGUUUGUAGACAAAGGCAACCCUGAUUUUUGUGGGUUUUCUCCCUUUCUGUGCUUGCCACUUGUUUUUCUGUUUUGUGCACCUGCCCUGGGGGCUGGCAGCUCCUUCAGGCAGCCUGACAAAGGUGGAACCCCCCCUA